Molecule: messenger RNA, 1235 nt
Organism: Cokeromyces recurvatus
Lineage: Eukaryota; Fungi; Mucoromycota; Mucoromycetes; Mucorales; Mucoraceae
Product: Sec20-domain-containing protein
Exons: 5
Coding region: 77-1048 (323 amino acids)
Biological process (GO): retrograde vesicle-mediated transport, Golgi to endoplasmic reticulum
Cellular component (GO): endoplasmic reticulum; SNARE complex
Molecular function (GO): SNAP receptor activity
Source: RefSeq, a predicted model, not a curated record
AAAAUUCUCCCCCCCACGAGAUGACUUCAUAUUUAUUUUUUAUUUUAUUUUUUUUCCCUCCAGUAUUAAACUAGAAAUGAACACAGUUGAGACUAAAUUCAGAUCCCUUAGUCGAUUUACAGCUGAAUGUCAAAGACAAAUCGAAAGAUUACAACAUGUUGAUUCCAUACUAGUUCAAAAAGAAUUAGCAGAACUUGUCAAGUCAACUAUUAGAGACUUAGAACAGGAAACUGAGUAUAUUAAACAAAUAGCAGAAGAAGAGGAUACAGAAGCUUCAAAAAUGAAUAUUUUAAACAGAUUAGGUGAAUAUGAGAACCAGUUAAAACAAUUGCAAAUUACUUCACGUCAAGCAAUAUUAAGUUCUAGGAAAAGAGUAAAUGAUCAGGAAAAGAGAAAUCGAGAAGAAUUAUUUGGUAUAGGAAAUAGAGCAAAUGGUAAAACUUUCACAGAACAAUAUGAAUUAAAGCAGAGAGGAAUUCGAAAGAGCCAACAUGAUGAUGCAUUGUUACGCGCCUCUUCUGAUGUGACAGAAGCAUUAAAAAGAACAAGUGCUCUUAUGCAGCAAGAAUUAGAAAAAAGUUCAAUUUCAGCCGGCAUGCUGGCUGAAUCAUCAAAGACUCUAUCUUCCACUUAUAACGAAUAUCAAAAUUUAGGUUCUUUAGUUCAUAUUUCCAAAAGAGUCAUUACUCAAUUAGAGAAUUCAGACUGGUUUGAUCGACUUUUACUUUUAUUUGGUUUAAUAUUCUUUUGUUCCGUAGUGUUUUAUAUUAUUAAAAAACGCACUUGGGAUGUUGGAAUCUCCUGGAUUUCAUGGUUGACUCAAAGAAAGAAGAAUAGAAAGAUUGCAACUAAAAUUUAUACAGUUACAUCCUCUUUAAUCACAACUGUUAAGACUGAAACCAUUAGUAAAUCGAAAGAGCGUUUAGUAACGAAAACGACUACUUCAUUAUUUCAAUCAACACAAACAGUCUUGUUGGAUGCUACCGCUACUGUUUCACCUAUUGAAUUCCUUAUUGAAACUGUAUCUCCAGCAAUCGUAAAUGCAUAAUCAUUUAAACAAUCUGCUUAUAUAUGUAUAUCAAUAAUAGUUAUAAGAAGUAUACGUAUAAAUCCAGUUAUUUUUUUUUUGGUAAUAAUAAUUCAUUCAUAAUAGUAAUUGAUAAACAUGACUUGAUAGCCUAAUAAGCUUGACUUGUACAUUCGUUGUUAUUACAACGUAUAACAGAAAUAGCUGC